AUGGCAACAGAUAUAACUCGAAGAAAACUAGUAAUAGUUGGAGAUGGAGCAUGUGGUAAAACCUCUUUACUUUAUGUAUUCACAUUAGGUGAAUUCCCAACAGAAUAUCAUCCAACAAUUUUCGAAAAUUACGUAACAGAUUGUAGAAUAGAUGGGAAACCAGUACAAUUAGCAUUAUGGGAUACUGCAGGACAAGAAGAAUAUGAAAGAUUAAGACCUUUAAGUUAUAAUAAUUCAAAUAUUAUAUUGAUUGGGUUUGCUCUAGAUACUCCUGAUUCACUUGAAAAUACUAAAACUAAAUGGGUACCUGAAGUUAAAAAAUAUGUUCCUAAUACUCCAUAUAUAUUAUGUGGUUUAAAGAAAGAUUUACGACAAAAUUCAGAAAAUGGGAAUACAAAUGAUUUAUCUAAGAAUAUAAUCAAUUUACAAAAUCAUAUAAAGCAAAAUAAUAAUAUAGGUCAUUAUCAGUAUGGCCGAAGACAAGUAGGAUACGUAUCUUAUGAACAAGGUGAAGCAAUGGCUAAAACUAUUGGUGCUAAAACUUACAUGGAAAGUUCUGCAUUGACUGGGGAAGGAGUAGAUGAUAUUUUUGAAUAUGCUGUUAGAAUCAGUUUGUUACAUGGUUCAUCUACAAAAUCAAGUGAUGGUUGUUGUACUAUAUUGUGA
Lodderomyces jiufengensis is the source of this 666-nucleotide messenger RNA. It is a transcript of the gene RHO2, whose product is annotated as Rho family GTPase. Bases 1 to 666 code for a protein of 221 amino acids. Gene Ontology annotation, molecular function: GTPase activity; GTP binding. The record is from RefSeq and is a predicted model, not a curated record. Lineage: Eukaryota; Fungi; Ascomycota; Pichiomycetes; Serinales; Debaryomycetaceae. Gene Ontology annotation, biological process: small GTPase-mediated signal transduction. The transcript has a single exon.